AUGAUAGAGAACCAGAGCCAGACCAGGACCUCCCCAUCGGUGUCUGACACAGCUCAUCCUGGCAGUAUCAGCAGCCAAAGCACCCUGGUGGCGCAAACCCUCGGACCACAAUUUGGAAGCGCCAGGAACGCAACAUCAUCCACCUGGAACGAAACCCAGCAUAUCAGGUCGAUCGACCUGGAGACCUCAUUGCUCGACAAUCCUACAUUGACGUCUUUCGUGCCAGGAAAAGUUGUGCCAACAUAUCAGAAUCCGCCCACUUCAACCACCCCAAGUUUGGCGGAAACGGUGCAACAGUCCGGGCAACCCUUUUCAAACAGGCAGAUUGAGGCCAAGGAAGACUCUGACGCUACAAACAUGGACAAGGAGGCCACUAUUCUUGCUCCACAGGUGGUGAACUGGGAACAUCAUGGUCCGGGCUCCUGGCUAUCGGUCUGCUCAAGGCCCGGUCUAGACUGGGUUGCACAAAGAACUGGCGUCCCAGAUUUUGAAAACAGCGCCAGAGAGCUUAUAACCACGUGGACGAGGCGUUUGACAUUGGAUCGGAGCAAAAUCGCAGGUACCCAACACCGCGAACCUGAUCCCGAGACUGCCUGGAAAUAUUCAUACUUUGAGGAAUCGUUCGACGCAACUCUCGGCAUUGUGUAUCGACCCGAGUUUGAAAGCGCCCUUCGAGCCCACUUACGAGGAGAUCUGGUGUCGGGCGAUGACGCCUCGUGGUUCGCCUUGCGCAAAACCGUGUAUGCCUCAGGAUGUCGAAUCUACCUCUCCAAACACACGUCAAUGAGUUUCACAGAGAUCCAGGCUGAAGCAUGGAGCUAUUUUCAGAGUGCCAUGUCCGUCCUCAUCGAGUUACUUUUCACCCCCACGGGUUUGCUCGCUGUUCGCGCCCUGAUCGCAAUGGCUUUUUUCUCAGAGGGUCUCGGCAAUCCCGCCCUCGAGUACAUGUUCUGUGCCGGCGCGGCGCGAGUGGCUCAGGCAAAAGGAUUGCAUCGGCGACCGGCCAAAGCGUGGAAUUUGGCUGCCCAUGAUGAACUACACUAUAGUUGGCUGUUCUGGGCCAUAUAUUGCUGCGAGAAGCAUAUUGCUCACCGCUCUGGACGACCGUCUGCCAUCGAUGACGACGAGAUCAGCUGUCAGAUCCCGACCGAGGCAUGUCCAGGAAGCACUCUUGACGUGCAGGCAUUCACCUAUCUUAUUCGACACGCCCAAAUAUCCUCUCGGAUUUCCAAGAGACUCAUGUCGGUCAAGGCCUUUCAACAGCCGCCGAACACUCUGCUUGAAACCGUAGCAGAACUGGACCACCAGCUGCAUGAAUGGAGAGAUUCUCUCCCUCCAGGACUGAGACCAGACGACCGCCUCCGGUCCUUUCAGGUCCCCCACGGCGCCAGGUACCUCCCUACGGUCCUCAUGCAUUGCGGUUACUACGGGAGCUUGAUGGCGAUACACACUAUCUUUGCCUACCCGUGGGUGUACAGCACCAUCUUCGGGAACGGCAGGGGUGUGGUCACUCAAGACCAACUGAUCUUCAGCUCGAACACGGUUGCAGAAGCCGCGAGGAAUAUCAUCAUCAUCGCGAGAAGCCUGGAGAUCAACGGUGCCUCGAUACAAUGGCCAACCUUCUACUACCCCAUGAUCGGGCUGAUCAAUCUCUUCAUACACAUCCUUAAGUUCCCGUCUCUGCCGUCUGCGCGGUCUGACGUGGCCCUGCUCGACGUGGCGGCCGGCUACUUUGGACACAUGGAGUUUGUGACAUCUUCGGAGCUCAACUUUCCAUUUGCUCGAGACGUCGCCACCGUCGCUCGGCAGACUGUCAACAAGGCGUUGAGGACCGAUGUUCCCGCGAGCACGGGCGCCGACGAGGGCUUCAGUCUCGCCAACGACGUGGACAUUCCGUUCGGGGACAUCUUCUGCGCGAGCCAGGACUUCAACCUCGACGACUGGAGCGUAUUCUCGUCCGUCUUCUCUGACGAGGCACUGAUGAAUCGCGAUAUCGCUUUCUAG
Molecule: messenger RNA, 2004 nt
Organism: Fonsecaea nubica
Lineage: Eukaryota; Fungi; Ascomycota; Eurotiomycetes; Chaetothyriales; Herpotrichiellaceae
Exons: 8
Coding region: 1-2004 (667 amino acids)
Biological process (GO): DNA-templated transcription
Molecular function (GO): DNA binding; zinc ion binding
Source: RefSeq, a predicted model, not a curated record